GGCAACAUAUCCAGAAAUUUCAUAUUGGUGGGGAACUUUCAUGCAAAGUACUACCAGGUAAUCAAAUUUGUUUCUCUAUAAUUAUGACUCUUAUCAUUCAAUCUAAGGAUAUUGAGUAGCUAUAGUUCGAAAAUGCAGCGCCUCCACAAUAUACUUGCAUUCGUCUUGAUUGAAUUGUUGCUUUAUUUCGGUAUUUCUGAGACUUUGGAAUGUGAAAUGGUUAGUGACAGUAAAUUCAAGGUCGCAGAUACCAUCACGGUGGAUCAGUCUGGCAAGGGAGACUUCAAAACCGUUCAAAAUGCUAUUGAUUCAAUCCUUUUUAACAACAAUAAGUGGAUACGUACUCUUAUUUCUCCUGGAAUCUUCAGGGAGAAAGUUUCAAUCCCUGCAAACAAAUCUUGCAUUUUUCUGCGAGGAGCUGGGAGCAAGUUAACCAGUAUUGAAUGGGGGGAUCAUAUGGAUACCUGUGACAGUGCUACUUUCACUUCUUCUCCUGAUAACAUUGUUGCAAAACGCAUUACGUUCAAGAAUAUCUAUGACAUACUGUCAGGACCUGAUACCAAGAAAAAUGUGAUUCCAGCUCUAGCGGCUAGAAUAUAUGGGGAUAAAUCUGCUUUCUAUAACUGUGCCUUUUUGGGGCUGCAAGAUACCUUGUGGGACGUACAAGGCCGCCACUACUUCUACAAUUGCUAUGUUGAAGGUGCUAUUGAUUUUAUAUUUGGCAGAGGCCAGUCUAUCUAUCAGAGAUGCGAAAUAAAUCCUACAGCAGGAAAAUAUGCACCAGAAUAUCCUUAUGGUUACAUAACAGCACAGGGAAGGAAUUCAUCAGAUGAUCCUAGCGGCUUCGUAUUUAAAUCUUGUGUGUUCACAGGAACCGGUAAAACUUACCUUGGAAGAGCUUAUGGGGCUUAUUCCAGAGUAAUUAUAUAUAAUUCACAGCUUUCAGAUUCGAUUAUUCCUUCUGGUUGGGAUGCUUGGUCCUUUGUGCAUCAUGAAGGUAAUUUGAUGUAUGCGGAGGCUGAUUGCAGGGGACCUGGAGCCAACACUUCCAAGCGUGUGCCUUGGCUGAAGAAACUCAGUGCUUCUCAGCUCAAUCAGUUUUUGAACAUAUCAUAUAUUGACAAAGAAGGAUGGAUUGCCAAACUGCCAAAAGUCUCCUCAGUUGUAAUGAAUUCAUUGUUUUAGUUUCCUGAAAUAUUGUCUCCCUAUAUUCUAUCAUAGGGUAAAACAAUGACGUAACUUUUUUUUAAUCCAUUUGGGAAAAAGAAA
Messenger RNA from Durio zibethinus, 1269 nucleotides. NCBI's taxonomy places the organism in Eukaryota, Viridiplantae, Streptophyta, Magnoliopsida, Malvales, Malvaceae. The record is from RefSeq and is a predicted model, not a curated record.